UCGGUUAAGGAAUUUACGUUAAUCAUUUUGACUCUUUAAAAUGUUCAUUCCCAUUUUGGUUCUUGAAAUCAGCCAAAAUUGAAGGAACUGAACUUGGAACUUCGACGGAAGUGAUUGGAAAGGCAAAAAGAACGGAAAAUGGGGCAACAACAAUCCAAAGAUGAGUUGCUACAUGAGCAAGUGAGGUAUGGAAAUGUAGAAGGAAUCAAAUCUCUUUGCCGAGAAGGAGCAGGUCUCGAGUGGAUUGAUAAAGAAGGAAAGACUCCCUUGAUAGUUGCGUGCAUGAAUCCUGAGCUUUUUGAUGUUGCAAAAACUCUUGUAGAACUGGGUGCCAACGUCAAUGCUUACCGUCCGGAAAGAAAUCAUCGGGAUGGUCGCAGGGUCAACUCUUGUGGGAGACGAAAAUCAAGGAAGACAAAAAAGAGAGGGUCUCAUGCGGGAACUCCUUUACAUCAUGCGGCGAAAAGAGGUCUUGAACAAACUGUGAAGUUACUUCUUUCCCAUGGAGCAAAUGCUUUGGCGAUGAAUGAUGAUUGUCAGACCCCACUUGAAGUUGCUAGAUCAAAGGGGUAUAGCAAUGUUGUCCGUGUGAUUGAGAGCCAUAUAUGUCUUUUCUCUGGAUGGAUGCGUGAGUUUUAUGGACCAGGGUUUCUGGAAGCAUUAGCCCCUCAAUGGUUAUCGAGAAAAAUUUGGGUUGUGGUCAUCCCUUGUGGUUCUCGCAAUGCUGCAAACCCUAUCAAGCUGGAGGUUGCUGCAUAUUCUAGUCCACAGGAAGCACAGCCUCGUUUAGUUAUUUCACUCUGGAAGGCCAAAAUCGAGGAACCAAGGUUUCAACAGCAAGAUCCUACCCUGGUCAUUUUUGACAAGUCUACUAAAACACGAUGUAAGAUUGCUUCUGCAAAUGAGGGUGACAAGCAGCAACUGCAGUUUUUUUAUAAUGCUUGCAAGGGAAUUCGCCAGGCACUGCCUCCACCUGGUGCUCCAACUUUUCCUCCAACUGCACCGGCAUCUACGGCAGAAGAUAUAGAAUUAGCCAUGGGAAUAAAUUCUUCCAUUCAGUCUGCUGUGGAGGAGAUACCACCCCUAUCUAAUACCCAUCUGAACUCUGAAGUGGACAACACAAAUGGUUGGGCAAACCAUGUAGAUUCUAGUAGUCACAAUGGCUUGGGAAAAAUAGGGGCUGCAUCUUCUUCAGAAGCUACUAGCAGUGGAUGGCUUGAUGAGCCAGUUAAAGAUGUAUAUAAUGGAUUGGGUGUAUCUGAAGCUGGUCCAAGUAGCAACCCACCACAGCAUAUACAUAGUCUGAACAAUGCGACAACUCAAAUGGUUCCUGAAACUGCUUCAGUUCCAUCAGCUCCUCCAAUUCCUGAUGAGAUUGCAGAUGAUGGCCCUAUUCACUAUCCAUCAAUCGACUUGAGUCCUGUUGAUGUAUCAGUGCCAACUGUGGAGGACAGACCAGGCAGACAAAAUGAGGGUAAAGAAGAUGGGGGUGCUUCAUCCUCUUGUGUGAUAUGCUUGGAUGCUCCAGUUGAGGGGGCUUGCAUUCCUUGUGGCCACAUGGCAGGAUGCAUUUCUUGUUUGAAAGAAAUUGAAGCCAAGAAGUGGGGCUGCCCUGUUUGCCGUGCCCGGAUAGAUCAGGUUAUAAGGCUCUAUGCUGUGUGAGUAGUGAUUCAGAAAUAUAUUGAGCUGAUGGUGGUUCACAGGUAUGUAGAAUUCUGGGAUUCUAAUCUCAAAGUUCUCUUCAUUCGUCGUCUGGGAACUCAUCAGACUUCAUUACAUUUGUAAUGCCACACUCUGUACAGUUUGCAGUUAGGUCAUCAAUAUGUAGAGUUGCAUAUCCAAUA
Telopea speciosissima is the source of this 1844-nucleotide messenger RNA. RefSeq names its product putative E3 ubiquitin-protein ligase XBAT35. NCBI's taxonomy places the organism in Eukaryota, Viridiplantae, Streptophyta, Magnoliopsida, Proteales, Proteaceae. The transcript has 11 exons. The record is from RefSeq and is a predicted model, not a curated record. Bases 139 to 1662 code for a protein of 507 amino acids. Gene Ontology annotation, molecular function: protein binding.